Alosa sapidissima (American shad) is the source of this 1251-nucleotide messenger RNA. RefSeq names its product radial spoke head 3 (gene rsph3). NCBI's taxonomy places the organism in Eukaryota, Metazoa, Chordata, Actinopteri, Clupeiformes, Clupeidae. The transcript is spliced from 9 exons. The record is from RefSeq and is a predicted model, not a curated record. Gene Ontology annotation, cellular component: cilium. Bases 144 to 1142 code for a protein of 332 amino acids.
GUUGCUAGGGCACAUAUCAACAUCAACAACUCCUGCAGACGAAGCGAAUUUAGCCUACCUAGCUAGCUAGGGCUGUCAAAUCAAACAGCCUGAGUUUACAUGUUAUUUCAGUUUAUUUACAUGCCAUUUUAAAGCAGAACGACAUGACUUCGGUUUUACAGCCCCAUAAGGGGGCUCCAAAUGGAACAUACACUUUUUCCAGUCGUCCCCGGCCAGUGCAAAAUCGGUCCAAGUACAGGGAACGUGCUGCUGAUCAAGAUGACGGACCAUCUUUUGGAAACAUUAUGUACGAUCGAAGGGUGGUCAGAGGAAAUACAUAUGCCCAGCAUGUUCUACCAACGACUGCCCAGCCAGACCCCGUGGAGAUCCAGAGGCAGCAGGAAGCGCGUAGGAGAGCUCUGGCUCGCAAACGGGCCAAAGAGCACUUCCGACCCAGAACCCCUGAGCCCCUGGAGGGAAGAAAGCACAUGGAUGUCCAGACAGAACUGUACCUAGAGGAGCUGAGUGACCAAGUCGAGGACUUCAGUGUGGAGUGCCAGACGGACGCCUUCCUGGAUAAGCCGGCCACGCCUCUUUUCAUCCCAGCCAAGACGGGCAAGGACGUGGCCACACAGAUCGCAGAGGGGGAGCUGUUCGACUUUGACGUGGAGGUGCGUCCGCUGCUGGAGGUGCUGGUGGGCAAGACCAUGGAGCAGUCGCUGCUGGAGGUGAGGGAGGAGGAGGAGUUAGCCAGUCUGCGGGCGCAGCAGCGCGCCUUCCUGGAGCUGCGCAACGCCGAACUGGUGGAGGUGCAGCGGCUGGAGGAGCAGGAGCGACGCCACCGGGAGGAGAAGGAACGGCGCCUGCGUCAGCAGAGAGAGGUGCUGGAACGCGAACGCGAGACGGCCGACAAGAUCGCAGCAAGGGCCUUCGCCCAGCAGUAUCUGGCCGACCUGCUGCCCUCCGUCUUCAGCUCCCUUCGAGACCACGGCUACUUCUACGACCCUGUGGAGAGAGAUCUGGAGACGAGCUUCUUCCCAUGGCUGAUGACCGGAGUCUCCGAAGCCUUGGAGAAACGCAACGCGGCUAGAACUGUUCUGGACAUGCUAAUCAGAGAUGUUGCAGAGCAGAGACUGAAACUCUAUCAGCCCCUGAUGGAGUAACCACCAGUGAGAUGAGCAGAAGGGGGCGAUGCUGCGCUGAUGGGAAAACAGUCUGAAGAUUUUUCAUGAAUGGCACUAUAUGAUUAUUAAACGUUUUGAAUUCAUGCCA